AUGCAAACAGCCAAGAAUAUGGAAGUAAAUCGUGUUAAUGAACCAGAAAAGAAUUCAACAACUGUAUUAACAGCAAGUAAUACACCAACAAAAGAAAUAUUUGCGGCUCCGAGGGUCGUACCAAUGGUGCUAUCAGAUAAAGAUCCUAUAGUGUUAUCGUUUGAUGAAGUGCCUGGCCCGAAAGCUUUAAAAUAUUUAUCAACAGUGCGUUAUUAUUUGUCUGAAAUUGGAACACAGGUUACUGCUGGAAUUCUGACGUUUGGCUUGAACAUCCGUUCAUACGUCUCAAACAGAAAGUCGAUACGUGCUCUUUCGUCUCUUUUCGAUGAAUACGGCCCUGUAGUACGUUUUGUGAGUCCGGUUGGUGGAGACAUAGUUCUUCUAAAUCAUCCGGACCAUAUUCGUAAAGUAUUCGCAAUGGAAGGCGAUUAUCCAGUUAGAUCAACACUUGAAUCAUUGGAGAAAUAUAGAUUAGAGCACAGGAACAAUCUUUACAGUGGCUUGUACACUGCACAAGGCCAAGAUUGGAUUCGACAAAGGACCCUGUUAGAUGUUCCAUUACACAACGCCAGCACUCAUUAUGCUAAUGCAAUUUAUGAGAUAUGCGACAAAUUUACCACAAAGAUCUACAAUUUGAGAAAUCAUCAGGAUGAAAUAGUCAAGGAUUUCUAUAAGGAAAUACAUAAAUGGGCGUUUGAUUGUAUGGGCUUGUUGGUAUUUUCGAAGAAAUUCUCAAUGAUCGACACAGAGCUAGUAUACAGUCAGUGCGACAUGUCCUGGAUGUAUCACAACUUGGAGAAGGCAACUGAAGCUAUAGAUAAAUGCGAAUCAGGAUGGCACGCGUGGAAACUAUUUACAACGCCUUCUUGGUUUAACUUGGUGAAGUACUGCGAUAAUUUGGACAAUUUAAUUGGAAAGCAUGUCUUAGAGGCCGAACGACAACUAUCUGAAAAUGAAGAAACAGUCACAAAUCGAAACUGUUUAAUUAAUGCAAUAUUGUUAAGCGACAAUAAAUUAAGUGCAGAAGAUAUCGCCACGAUCUUGAUGGACAUGCUUCUUAUUGGAGUUAAUACGAUCGCAUCCUCUAUGUCAUAUCUGCUAUACUAUAUUGCUAAACAUAGGAAAGUUCAAAUGAAGCUUUACGAAGAAAUAGCAACAAAGUAUCCAGAAUUAAAAGUAGAUGACAUAACCAAACUUAAACAAAACACUCCAUACCUGCAAGCUUGUAUAAAGGAAACAUUAAGGCUUGUGCCACCGAUUCCUCUAUUGACCAGAAUUUUACCAAAGAACAUCACGUUGGAUAGAUAUAAUAUACCAAGAGGAACUCUAAUCAUUAUGUCUACACAAGACGCAGCGGUAAAAGAGAGCCAUUACGAUGACGCAAAAAAAUUCGAUCCAGAGAGAUGGCUCAAAGAAGAUUCUAGUGAUUAUCACGCGUUUGCUUCUGUCCCGUUUGGGUAUGGCGCUAGGAAGUGCUUGGGCCAGAAUAUUGCGGAAACUAUGAUCUCACUGCUGACAAUAAGGGUGUUGCAGAAAUACAAAUUAGAAUACCACUAUGGGGAUAUUCAGCCAACGCGAAGUUUUAUUUCAAGACCAAGCAAGCCACUAAAAAUAAGAUUUAUAGACAGAAUUUAA
This is a messenger RNA of Zerene cesonia (dogface butterfly), 1635 nucleotides long. RefSeq names its product probable cytochrome P450 301a1, mitochondrial (gene Cyp339a1). Gene Ontology annotation, molecular function: oxidoreductase activity, acting on paired donors, with incorporation or reduction of molecular oxygen; monooxygenase activity; heme binding. The coding region runs from base 1 to 1635 and encodes 544 amino acids. The record is from RefSeq and is a predicted model, not a curated record. Lineage: Eukaryota; Metazoa; Arthropoda; Insecta; Lepidoptera; Pieridae. The transcript has 10 exons.